AUGGUGUCGGGGCUGGCCACAACACUCACUCCUGAAUUUUCUGGGUUCCCUUACCCUGGACCUAAUUUAUUUCUUUCCAGCGCCAACGCAGAUAUAACUCCAAUAUUAAAAGAGCUUCACGGACGCAAAGACUUAGAGCUGAUACUCAUUGAUCUGCUGAACGGCCUCACCAGAAAACAUGACGUCACGUGCUUCGCUUUCAUUUGCGAUCCAAUCUACUUGAAUGUGUUUAAUGGAGCCCUGUUUAGACGGACGUUCGCUGUUCCUUAUGUCAUGACAGUAGUAGAAGAAUACGAAGACUUGUUAUCGCCAAAUUUUGACACUCUGGAGUCCUUGCGAGAGGUCAGGAGGGAUGGUUGCAACGUGUAUGUCAUUCUGCUGGCGAAUGGUCUGCAGACAACCAGGUUGCUACGGUUUGGUGAUAGGCACCGAAUCCUAGACACCAGAGCAAAAUACAUCCUCCUUCACGACUUCAGGCUAUUCCACAGUGACCUUCACUACAUAUGGAAACGGAUCGUCAAUGUGGUAUUCCUUAAACACUAUAAGAAGAUCAGUGGAAGUGCCAAGGGCAAAGCCUGGUUUGACCUCUCCACUGUCCCCUUUCCGAACCCAAUUAGAGGUGUGUUUGUACCAAGAAGAGUAGACAUUUGGAAGGACAGCAGGUUCCACUACAACAGGCCCUUGUUUGCUGAUAAAACGACGAAUCUGAAGAACGAAGUUCUGAAUGUGGUCUACUUGGACCACGUUCCCUCUGUAGUGGUUAUGAAAUCCAAUGAGACGAGCAAGAUUGGUGGCAUUGAGAUUGAGAUCCUAAACACUAUAGCCAAAAAGAUGAACUUCGACCCAAAACUGUACCAACCGGACAACUUGGAACUGCACAAAUGGGGCCAGAAGCAAGCCAACGGGUCAUUCUCUGGUCUCCUUGGUGAAAUGGUCAACGGCCAUGCCGAUGUGGCAUUGGGAAAUCUGCAGUAUACUCCUUACCAUCUGGAGCUGACCGACUUAAGUAUCCCGUAUACAUCGCAAUGCUGGACUUUCCUGACUCCUGAAGCUUUGACUGAUAAUUCUUGGAAGACUUUGAUUUUGCCGUUCAAAUUGUACAUGUGGAUAGCCGUGUUACUGGUGCUUUUGAUAACGGGCGCAAUAUUCUACGGAUUAGCAAGGUUUUAUAUGAAUUUGCAAGUAUUCAAAAAUGAUCACAGAAAUCAAAACAAAAUAGGAAUCAAAGAACAAGUGAAGGAUGAAGUUAUUGACCCGAAGCCUGGCCUGUACCUGUUUGGAGAGAUAAUUAACAGCAUACUUUAUACCUAUGGAAUGUUACUUGUUGUGUCUCUGCCUAAACUACCGACUGGUUGGUCGAUAAGAUUACUCACAGGAUGGUAUUGGUUGUACUGUAUACUUUUAGUGGUCUCCUAUAGAGCAAGUAUGACGGCCAUUCUAGCUAACCCAGUGCCAAGAGUGACGAUUGAUACCCUGAAAGAACUAGUAGACAGCAAGUUGACUUGCGGCGGAUGGGGAACGGAGACCAAGAAGUUUUUUGAAGAUUCCUUAGACGACAUUGGCCAGAAGAUCGGCGAAAGAUUCGAAACAAUCGACGACCCAUUUCUGGCGGCCAGGAAAGUCGCACUAGGAACGUAUGCGUAUUACGAUAACUCAAAUUUUUUGAAGUAUAUCAGUGUGAAGAGAAAGAAUAUUUUCAUGGAUAUGAAAGAAUUUGAAAAUUCAACCGUGAAUUCUACUGAGAAUAUUCAAAGUAGCACUGACGAGAGAAAUCUGCAUAUAAUGUCAGAUUGUGUCGUCAACAUACCGAUAUCGAUUGGGUUUCAUAAGAACUCGCCACUGAAGCCAUUGGCAGACUUGUAUUUGAGACGAAUUGUUGAAGUGGGUUUAGUAGAAAAAUGGUUGAAUGAUGCAAUGCACACCAUCAGGACUUUAGACACUAGUGAGGAAGAAAUAAAGGCUCUGAUGAACUUGAAAAAGCUGUAUGGAGCUUUCGUAGCUUUAGGUAUAGGAUAUUUCUUAAGCACAAUUUGCCUUAUAGGUGAACUAAUACACUGGCAUUUGAUUGUCAAAAGGGACCCAAAAUUCGACAAGUACGCCCUAGACAUCUACUACAUGAACAAGAAUAAAAAACAGUAGUACAAUUAAACAAUGUAUUAAAACUAAUAAAAUUAUUUAUGCUAGUUAUAACAUGAUUGUCUUUGAAUGAAAUAAAUUAUCUAAAAUUGUUCAGUCACUUUUUUCAAGUCUUUGU
Molecule: messenger RNA, 2254 nt
Organism: Pectinophora gossypiella (pink bollworm)
Lineage: Eukaryota; Metazoa; Arthropoda; Insecta; Lepidoptera; Gelechiidae
Gene: Ir68a
Product: glutamate receptor ionotropic, kainate glr-3
Exons: 6
Coding region: 1-2139 (712 amino acids)
Cellular component (GO): membrane
Molecular function (GO): glutamate-gated receptor activity
Source: RefSeq, a predicted model, not a curated record